Notodromas monacha is the source of this 2866-nucleotide messenger RNA. NCBI's taxonomy places the organism in Eukaryota, Metazoa, Arthropoda, Ostracoda, Podocopida, Cyprididae. The record is from the annotation of a GenBank genome assembly.
AUGAAGCAGACCAACUUGAAAAACGUCUUCUCUCCUGAUAUAGCUAGGCCAUCAGUUGCCCAAGCUGGGCCAUCUGUGCCAUUGUUGAAAGGAACUACAGCAAUGGACCCAUUGAAGACUAUUCUGGCAUUAUUUCUGAUCUUAUCUGGAUCUUUUGAGUCUGCUGCAGCAGGUUUGGCCUGUUACACAUGUUCAGAUGGAUGUGAUCAUCCACGUGAGCCAGGAAUGGGGGUCAUGACAGAGCACUGUGACUUGGAGAAAGACCAGGCACCCAUUUGUGCAUCUUUCUUUGACCCUGAGAAUCGCCAUUACAAUUAUGGCAGAGGCUGUGUUAGAAUGUCUGACAGGCCUCAAGAAUUCCAAGAGAGUGAGUGUGUCAUCAUGGAUGUGGCUGAUUUCUGGAAUCCAAAUGGACCCAAGAGGAAGACAUGUGAACAUCUUUGUGACGGCUAUGUUUGCGACGAUGAGUUUGUCUCAAGCGAACUGAACAGGAAACACCCUAUGGAUUGGGAAGACUCCAACGGAUUCGAAUCUCUGAAAGAAGGAGAUUUACUGGGAUUGAGUUCAGGUACUCGACUGAGCUUUGAAAACCCGAAUUACUUCCUGUCGCAAGUCACCGCCCGUCUGAACGACACACUCAAUUCCAACGGAGCUGGUCCUACUUCAGAAACUGUCAAACCGCGUCGAAGACGAUCCAUGUCAGCAGAAGAUUCAUCCAGUGAAGAUGACGAGCCUAAUGCGGAUGAUGCCCUUUUAAUGCGGAAUUCGAAUUCGUCUUUGGAAGAGGAAAUCGAUGCCACUUCGUCGCUGACUGCGAAUCACGCCAAGAGGAAUCCGAGGGUCGAAGGUCCGAAUCGCACCCGUAGGUCCGAGAAAGAUCUCAAACCGAUGGAAACAGAAAGUGAUGACUUUCCGGAAGUCGAACCCGUCUCAUCCGCUCUGUGGGAAGCUUCUAAGCUUUCAUCGACAUCAGGAAAGGAUUUACCGUAUGGUUGGGAGGAAAGACGCAAUCCUCGAAUGGGGCUAUAUUAUUAUCACACCGGAACUGGAAUCUCGCAGAAAGAACGCCCGAGACCCGUUCAAAUGCGCUCGAGAGCACCGUUUGCUCCACACAGGCCCUUGUCAAUGAAUAUGGAACGCAUUUCGGAAGAGAAGUUUCGGCGUUCGUUGACGAGCAGUGCGACUUUGUCAGACUUGGCAGGCACUUGUUCGUCUGACAAAUGGAAGCGAAACAGUCUUCCAGCGAGUGCGAUGGAGAAAUUAUCUCCUUGUCGAUUUGUGGUGAGGAACUUGGGUUCCUUGGAGAUUCCCGAGGAAGAACUGACGCCGGACAAGAGCAGCAAAGCCGUGAAUCGAUGCAUCAUUGGAUUAUCUGGGGGUUCGGAGACGUCUGAGCAAAUUGCGAAUGGUGAUGAGCUGUAUUUGGACUUGGAUGACAGCUGUUUGAAGCUGGUGCACGUGUCAAAAGGUGAUGUCCUUGUCUCUCAACCAAUACACACAAUCCGAGUUUGGGGAGUUGGACGUGAUAAUGGCAGGUCGCAACAGAAAAUGUGGCUCGUGAAUAUUCGUGGUGAUUUCGCGUACGUGGCCAAGAACAAGCCGAGUCGGAAGUACAUGUGCCACGUUUUCCGAUGCGACGGACCCGCGCGGGUGAUUGCCAACAGUCUCCGAGACAUUUGCAAGCGGAUCAUGAUGCAAAGGAACACGGCCGGGGGUUCCAGUUGUUCCAUCAACUCAUCGUCGCAGGCCUCGUCGUCGGAACCCGAAGUGCACGUGCCGGUGGUUUGUCGACCCACGUCGUUGCCCGUGGACAGGAUGCCCAGCAGUCGGAACGCAGCGCAAAUUGCGUCUCUCCUGCAAACAUUCCCUACACCGAUGGACGAGCCAAGGAAAAUCAUCCAAGCCGUUUACGUGGGAUCCCAGGAGGUGAACAAGUCCUCUGGCAUGGACGUGUUGCACGGUGCUAUCGAUUAUCUCACUUCUUCGAUUCCGAUGGACCAGUGGGCUCCAGUCAACAUAGCGGUGGCGCCAUCUACCAUCACUGUUUCAUCCCAGGAGGGCGAUGGAAGAAACCGCGUGGAUUUCGAAUGCCGUGUCCGCUUCCUGUCCUUCCUGGGCAUCGGGAAGAAUAUCAUUUACUGUGGAAUCAUUGUGCAUACAGCUCAGGAGAAAUUUAUAGCCCAUGUAUUUUCCUGCGAACCAUCUUCAGCUGGGCUGUGUCGCACAGUUGAAGCUGCUUGCAAAUUGCGAUACCAGAAGUGUAUGGACGCACAUGGACCAAGGAAGACGAAGCCGAGUUCUGGUCCGACUUCGUCAAAAUCCAGCGCGGAAUCGACGGAAUCCAGCAAAACAUUCAAAUCCACUCUGAAAUCCAUGUUUGGUUCUUUGGCGAAUGUGACAACGAAACGCAUGAAAUCCCUGGAAUGCUGAAGCAAAGCCAAAACAACAUGCAAAUGUUGUUCUCCUCGUCUUCUUCUUCUUCUUCUGGUUGGAGCAGAGAUGGCAGGAAAAAAAGGAAGGACGAAAGAACGAAACGACCCCGUUUUUUGUGUGUUUGUUUUUGCUUCACCAUUGCUAUUUUAGUGACUUGAUGAAUCCUGGUCAUGAGCAGUAUCAACAAUUUAGCGAUCGUCCUCCUUAUUUUUUUCGCGUUUUUAUCCUGUGAUUGUGCGGCAUCAUUAUAGUUGUAGCAUUUUUUUUUUUUUUUUGGAAAAGAGGAGAUGCUGAGAUGAAGCUGUAAGUUGUGUUCACUGUGAAACAUUUGUCAUUCCCCCAAUCUGAUGCUACUUUUGUUCUGCUUUGUUUCGUUUGUAUCGAAGACAGGCACUUGGGAAGAUAUCAUAAAGACUCUCCUUGUUUUACUCAA